This is a messenger RNA of Beta vulgaris subsp. vulgaris (sugar beet), 2940 nucleotides long. Its product is annotated as phospholipase D delta. The record is from RefSeq and is a predicted model, not a curated record. NCBI's taxonomy places the organism in Eukaryota, Viridiplantae, Streptophyta, Magnoliopsida, Caryophyllales, Amaranthaceae. The transcript has 10 exons. Gene Ontology annotation, biological process: phosphatidylcholine metabolic process; phospholipid catabolic process. Gene Ontology annotation, molecular function: calcium ion binding; D-type glycerophospholipase activity. Gene Ontology annotation, cellular component: plasma membrane. The coding region runs from base 115 to 2673 and encodes 852 amino acids.
CUUUUCUUUAAAGUUUAAACCAAACCCCCCACCAACUCCUUUCUCUUCUUCAUCUUCCCCAACUUCCACACUUCUUCCACUGCAAAUUCUCUCUCCUCUUCAACAACAACAACAAUGGCGGACUCACCAGAAAAACUCGUCUACCUUCACGGUGACCUCGACCUCAAAAUCCAUGAAGCUCGUCACUUACCUAACAUGGACCUCACUUCCGAGCGUCUUCGUCUCUGCUUCUCCGCCUGCGCCUGCAUCCCGUCUCGCAAAUCCCCAGAAGCACGCCCCUCCGAAGACUCCUCCACUCACCACCGCCCUCACCCUCGCAUUAUCACCAGCGAUCCUUACGUCGCCGUCGUCGUACCUCAAGCAACAAUCGCUCGUACUCGCGUAAUCCCUAAUUCUCAAAACCCUCACUUCAAUGAACAAUUCCACAUUCAAAUGGCUUAUCCUGCUUUCAAUUUAGAAUUCCAAGUUAAAGACGACGACGUUUUCGGCGCUCAGAUUAUCGGCAUUUUUACACUCUCAGCUUCUCGUGUUCUCACUGGAGAACUCAUCUCUGGUUGGUUCUCGAUUCUCUCUCCUUCCUCUGGUAAGCCGCCGAAACCUGAUGCCGCAAUUCGUAUUGAAAUGAAAUUUACACCAUGUGAUAAGAUUACUGAUCUUAGUGUUACUAAGAAAGGGGUGAAAGCUACUUAUUUUCCGCUUCGCAUUGGAAGUUCUGUUAAAUUAUACCAGGAUGCUCAUGGGAGAGAUGAUUUGUUGCCGGAAAUUAGGUUGGAUGGUGGAGAAGUUUAUAAACAGGGGAAAUGUUGGGAAGAUAUUUGUUAUGCUAUUUCUGAAGCUCAUCAUUUGAUCUACAUUGUUGGUUGGUCUGUUUUUCAUAAAGUGAAGCUUGUUAGAGAACCUACUAAACCUUUACCUAGAGGAGGAGAUCUUACUCUUGGGGAGUUAUUGAAGUAUAAGUCUGAAGAAGGUGUUAGGGUUUUGUUGUUGGUUUGGGAUGAUAAGACUUCUCAUAGCAAGUAUUUCAUUAACACGGAAGGGGUUAUGGCAACACACGAUGAAGAAACACGGAAGUUUUUUAAGCAUUCGUCAGUUAUGUGUGUCCUAUCGCCUCGUUAUGGUAGCAGUAAACUUAGCUACUUCAAGCAACAGGUUGUUGGAACCUUGUUUACACAUCAUCAGAAAUGUGUGCUUGUAGAUACACAGGGAUAUGGUAACAACAGAAGGAUCACUGCUUUCUUAGGAGGUCUAGAUCUGUGUGAUGGACGCUAUGACACACCUGAGCAUAGACUCUUCCGUGAUCUCGACACAGUAUUCCAGGAUGAUUUUCACAAUCCCACAUUUCCUGCUGCAACAAGAGCUCCAAGGCAACCAUGGCACGAUUUGCAUUGCAAAGUUGACGGUCCUGCAGCAUAUGAUGUCCUCAUAAACUUUGAACAGAGGUGGAGAAAGGCAACGAAAUGGAAAGAGUUCGGAUGGCGGAAGAAAAUGUCUCAUUGGCAUGAUGAUGCUUUAAUAAAGAUUGACCGUAUCUCUUGGAUACUUAGUCCUCAGCGUGAAGCAACUGAUGAUGAUGUUACUGUAAUUCCAGAAGACGAUCCUGCAUUAUGGGUUUCAAAGGAAGAGCAUCAAGAAAAUUGGCAUGUUCAGGUAUUUCGUUCGAUUGACUCAGGAUCUCUGAGGGGAUUCCCUAAAACAGUCCAGCUUGCUAAAGCUCAGAACCUUGAGUGUGCAAAAAAUCUGGUGAUAGAUAAGAGCAUACAAACAGCAUACAUCCAGGCAAUCAGAUCUGCAGAGCACUUUAUAUAUAUCGAAAAUCAGUAUUUUAUUGGAUCGUCAUAUGCAUGGCCUUCAUAUAAAGAUGCAGGAGCUGAUAAUUUGAUCCCUAUGGAGUUGGCAUUGAAAAUUGCCAGUAAAAUUAGAGCUAAGGAAAGAUUUGCGGUGUAUGUUAUCAUACCAAUGUGGCCUGAAGGUGAUCCAAAAUCUGCUGCUGUGCAAGAAAUUCUUUAUUGGCAGGGGCAAACAAUGCAAGCGAUGUAUGAAGUUGUUGCCCGUGAACUGAAAACAAUGCAGAUUACAGAUUUGAAUCCUCAAGAUUAUCUAAAUUUCUAUUGUCUUGGUAAUCGGGAAGAAAUUUCUGAGGAUAUGCUGAAUGAAUCGGACCAAUCUAGUGACAAGGUUUCUGAUUCAUACAAGUACGGCAGAUUUAUGAUUUAUGUACACGCCAAGGGAAUGGUUGUUGAUGAUGAGUAUGUUAUAGUGGGAUCUGCUAACAUCAACCAAAGGUCCUUAGCCGGUACUAAAGACACAGAGAUUGCUAUGGGUGCUUAUCAACCCCAUCAUACUUGGUCUAACAAGAAGAGACAUCCAAGAGGCCAGAUCUACGGUUAUAGAACAUCAUUGUGGGCCGAGCAUCUCGGUAUGCUACACGAGUGCUUUGACGAACCGGAAAGUUUAGAAUGUGUGAGGAAGGUGAAUGACAUUGCUGAAGAUAACUGGAACAAAUUCACAGCUGAAGGUUUUUCAACAUUGCAGGGCCACCUACUCAAGUAUCCAUUACAGGUGGAUGCCGAUGGUAAAGUCGAACCCUUGCCAAAUUACGAAUCCUUCCCUGACGUUGGAGGUAAAGUGAUUGGUGCUCCUUCCAACACACUUCCUGACGUUCUUACAACAUAGAGUCUUGAGGAUUUGAUUUUACUGUUGUUGUAUUAUUUUAUUUUUGCUUCUUUCUUCAUUCUUUUCUCUUCAUUCACUACCCUUCUUCUUUCCCUUUGUAAGACUGGGGGGAGGGGAUUUGUUUGUUGAUUGACAAACCUGUAAAUGCAGCAACGAUAGAUUUUCGUAUACCUGGGUGAAAUGUAAUUGUUGAACAUAUCUUUUCUUAUACAAGUACAUGGUGUUCCUGUUUGGGAAGAGAUAAGACUGAUUCAUUUGUGUUUUUUU